AUGGAUGCAUCAAUCGAACAAAAGGAAAAUGAAGAGGAACAAGGAAAUAGUGAUGGCGGCCAUAACGCCAACGAUGGCCUUUACACCAACGGCGACCUUAGCGCCAACGGCGACGGAAACUUCGGCGAUGGUGACGGUGCCGACGACGACAAUGAAGAGAAAAUAUGGAUGGAUGCAUCAAUCGAACAAAAGGAAAAUGAAGAGGAACAAGGAAAUAGUGAUGGCGGCCAUAACGCCAACGAUGGCCUUUACACCAACGGCGACCUUAGCGCCAACGGCGACGGAAACUUCGGCGAUGGUGACGGUGCCGACGACGACAAUGGCAACCACGAAGAAGACAACAUCAGGAAGAAAAAAAAGAUACCUUAA
Molecule: messenger RNA, 369 nt
Organism: Cicer arietinum (chickpea)
Lineage: Eukaryota; Viridiplantae; Streptophyta; Magnoliopsida; Fabales; Fabaceae
Source: RefSeq, a predicted model, not a curated record